Astyanax mexicanus (Mexican tetra) is the source of this 7387-nucleotide messenger RNA. It is a transcript of the gene tmf1, whose product is annotated as TATA element modulatory factor 1. The record is from RefSeq and is a predicted model, not a curated record. Lineage: Eukaryota; Metazoa; Chordata; Actinopteri; Characiformes; Acestrorhamphidae. Bases 447 to 3932 code for a protein of 1161 amino acids. The transcript is spliced from 17 exons. Gene Ontology annotation, cellular component: endoplasmic reticulum; Golgi apparatus.
AUCAGUGCUACGUGGACAGGAAGAAGCGCCGUCAGCUCGGCGGAGGGGAGAUUUUAGGCUAAAUUUGGUAAACAGAGCCGGAGGACGCUUGGAGAAAUUAGCGAGAUGUAGGGUUAGGAGGAAUGGCAGCGGGCUGUUUUAGUUUUUUACGUUGUUUUUACUCGGUUGAGGUUUUUUUUUAGGUAUGGGGUUCGUCAGUAUGGAGCGCUGUAUUGAGUACUGUUUGUUGGCCAGAAAGCUAGUUAGCUAGCUAGCGGGCUAAUAACAUUAGCCGGCUAGCUAACUAACUAGCUAACUAACCAACUAACUAACUAACUAAACAGGCUAAAAGUGGCAAUAAUAGAAGUUAGCUAGGAUAGUGAACCAAUGCUAAUAAUCUGAAUUAUCGCUCUUUCCCUGCUAAAGGAAACACAGCUGGUUAGCUAGCUGGCUGGUAGAGGGUAAAUAUGAGCUGGUUUAACGCCUCCCAGCUGUCCAGCUUUGCUAAGCAAGCUCUGACCACUGCUCAGAAAUCCAUCGACCGAGUUCUGGAUAUAAAAGAAGAGGACCAGUGGGGAGAGGGCAUUACACCUACAUCACACCUAACCGAUUUACCCAGCAACCCUGUGUCCACAGGAUGGGGAAGGAAUCAGUGGGAUUCCCCCACAGAGGAAUGCCCAACGACUCUUCCCGCCUCGUCAGAGGCCAUCACCAAGCCUGUCACUCGCACUGUGGUUGACGAAUCCGAAAGCUUCUUCAGUGCCUUCCUGUCCCCUGGAGACAUCCAGACAGUCCAAAAGCCUCUGGUGGUGUCUGUGGCUCCGACCAAAUCUUACCCUCGAAUACAGGAGAAAGCUGACGAAGAGAUAAUACCUGCUGGCAAAGACGAUGUGGACUCUACCAUACUUUCUCAGCCAGAAUCGGAUACAUGUGACGGCAUGGGACCAGAAGAGACCAAGCUGGUGGAGGUCAUACUGAAAGAACUAGAGCCGCCACCAGUUAGUGUACCACAGCAAUCACUUUCAGCUAGUAUUCCACAACUGGAAGAGUCUGUUGUUCUUGAGCCAUUGAUUGCUCAAGAGCUAAUGACUGAACCGGAGCAAGUUGAGAACAAAACUGAAGAAUCUGAGGAGUGUGAGGAGACUGAGGAUUCCAGGCUAACUUUGGAGGUCCCGCAAGUGGAUGCACCAUCGCCUAUAGAGACAGGACCAGUGGAAAACACUGGUAAUUCUGGUCCUACAGGGCCAAAAAGCCCAGUCAAAACUCUUUCAGGCCCGCCCAAAGACAUUAUGUUGGACUCCAAAGACCCUAAAGCAGAAGAUCGUCAGAGUGACACCCCAUCCCCUCCAGUUAGCGCUUUCUCCUCUGGUACCUCCACUACCAGUGAUAUUGAGGUGCUGGACCAUGAAAGCGUAAUCAGCGAGAGUUCAGCUAGCUCAAGACAGGAAACAGCUGAAGCUAAAGCAGGCCUGCAUUUGAUGCAAGGCUCCUUCCAGCUGCUGUCUGCCUCAGCCUGCGGUGAUUUCCCCCGUCUGGACGACUACCCAAAGCUGACGGAAAGCUGCGGGUCUUCUUCAGAUGCAUUCGAACGCAUUGACUCCUUUAGCGUCCAGUCGCUGGACAGCCGCAGUGUCAGCGAGGUCAACUCGGAUGACGAGAUUCCCGGAAAUCGCACACUGGCAUCGGUCACCGCCGGGCCCACCCCUGUUUCCCCUGCCCUACUGUCACCACCGACCAAUCAGGAGCAGGAAGAGGCCGAGUUAGCAUUGACAGACUCUUUAAAGGACCAAACACUGGAGGAGAAUGAUAUGGAGGAAAGCGGCCGCAGUGCAACACCGGUAAAUUGUGACCAGACAGAAGAAUUACAGGAGGUGGAGCAAGAGUCUGGCUCAAAUCUGACCCUGUCUAACUUAAGAACUGACCCAGAUGAAGCCCUGACCCCGCCCAUAACCGAGGAGCAAAAAGGAACCUCAAGCUGUGAACUACUGGAGCUUCAAAAGGUUAUUAGCGAGCUCACGAGCAGACUGGAGAAAAGAGAAGCUCAGCUGCUGACCGUCAGCAAGGACAAGGCCCGUCUAGAGGAGGAGUGUGAUAACCUCAAAGAUGAGGUGAUAAGCCUGAAGGAGGAGACCUCCAGCGUGCAGUCCCUGAAAGACGAGUUCACACAGCGAAUCGCAGAAGCCGAAAGGAAAGCUCAGCUCGCCUGCAAAGAGAGGGACAUCGCCAAGAAGGAAAUCAAAGGCCUUCGAGAAGACCUGUCAACGAGGUUCAACUCCAGUGAAACCCUAGAGCUGAUUAAAGACAAGGAGGAACAGAUCAGAGGCCUUCUAGAGGAAGGAGAGAAACUCUCUAAGCAGCAGCUCCAGCAUUCCAACAUCAUCAAGAAGUUGAGGGUGAAGGAGAAGGACAGUGACACGAAGAUCACCAAACAGUCCAAAAAGCUUAAGGAGCAGGAGGAGGAGCUUAAGCAGCUGCAGCAGGUGCUGGAUGGAAAGGAGGAGCUGGAGAAGCAGCACAGAGAGAACAUUAAGAAGCUGAACUCUGUGGUGGAGCGUCAGGAGAAAGAUCUGAGCAGAGUGCAGACUCAAAACGAGGAGCUCCAGGAGAAGAACCGCAGCCUACAGGCCACCUUGGACAGCUGUUAUAAGGAGCUUGCAGAGCUGCAUAAGGCCAACGCCACGAAAGCCAGUGAAGCCCAGGAGUUGGCUGUGAGCCGGGAAGUUCAGGCCAAGGAGGAGCUCAGCCUGGCGCUGGAACAAGCCCAGGAGGAGUCCCGCCUUCAGCAGGAGGCUCUGGCCAAUCAGGUGGCGGACCUGAGGCUAGCUCUGCAGAGAGCUGAACAGCAGCAGGCCAGAAAAGAGGAUUACCUGCGUGAAGAGAUCAGUGAACUCCAGCAGAGGUUGCAGGGGGCAGAAACCAGGAACCAGGAGCUGAGUCAGAGUGUUACCUCUGCGACCAGGCCUCUCCUCCGGCAGAUCGAGAACCUGCAGGCUAAUCUGGGAGCCCAGACGGCAUCCUGGGAAAAACUUGAAAAGAACCUCUCGGACCGUUUAGCUGAGGCUCAGGCCCAGUUGGCUGUUGCUGUGGAGAAGGAGCGCUCAGCAACCGAGGAGCUCCUCGCCAUCAAGGCUCAGCUUGCCUCGCUGGAGUCGCAGAAUUCCUUACUGCGUCAGGAGAAAGGGCGUCUGCAGGGCCAGCUGGAUGCUGAGAGAGCUCGGCGGGAGAAGCUGGAGGAUGACAGCAGCAGGGAACAUGUGGAACUAGAGAAUCUUAGAGGAGAACAUACGCGAGCCCAAGAAGAGUCCAGAAAAGAGAAGCUGCUGCUCACCAACCAACUUGAGAUGGAGAAAAUGAAGGUGGAGCAGGAGAAGAAGAAAUGCUACCUUGCACAAGAGGCCCUAAAGGAAAAGGAGCGCAAGGCUCUAAGUGUGUCUGUAGGCGAGGCUCCUCCAUCCUCCACCCCAUCUCUCUCUCGCUCCAGCUCUAUCAGCGGGGCUGACCAGGGUGGGCUGCACACCUCAAUGCUCUCUCAGGAAGACUGCCUGGACCACUCGUUUGGUACGAUGACCAUGUCUCUGAGUGGGAGCAGCCUGUAUGAGGCAGCACGCCUGACUGGAGGCUCCAGCAUCAUCGAGAACCUGCAGUCCCAGCUCAAACUGCGGGAGGGAGAGAUUGCGCAACUCCAGCUGGAAAUCUCCAGUCUAGAGAGGAGCCGUGCGGUAAUGGCAGAAGAACUGGUCCGGCUGACCAAUCAGAACGACGAGAUGGAGGACAAAGUUAAGGAGAUUCCCAGACUCAAAGUGCAGCUCAAAGAUCUGGAACAGAGGCACAACACCAUCCUGCAGAUGUACGGAGAGAAAGCAGAGGAGGCUGAGGAGCUGCGGCUCGACCUGGAGGACGUCAAGAACAUGUACAAGACUCAGAUCGACGAGCUUCUCAAAAACCAGAAAUAGACUGGCACUCUUUCUCUCACACACACACCUCACUCUCAUACACACACACACACACACAUGCUGUCUCAGUGACAGAUGACAGGACGCCAAGUGCAUUUACUGUAGAAAAAAAACUCUCUUUCAGUGGGAGAAAGCAGAAGGUUUGUGAUGUGCAAGAGACUCAUCGUCCAUCCAGGAUUUAAUUAUACAUAUUUUUCUCCUCUGUGCUCAUGUAGUUUCACCAUGGGGUAUAUAUAUACUGUAUAUAUGUGUGUAUAUACUCUCCUUAUAGCUAUUUAUGAAGUGAUUCCUUUUUGGGGUUGUUGAAUCUGACACUUUAAAUGUGAUUUUCUUUAAAAGAUAAUCAGUAGACUUGACUUACGAACAAAUAAAUAACUGUCUGUUAGUGUGGGCUUAUUUUUGGUGAGCUACUCGUGUGACAUAAGAGUUUCUGAGAAAUCUGGACUCGUAAAGUAUUUUAAAGUAAAAUAUUAUUAAAAUAUUUAAUGAGCGAAUAAACACACUGUUUCUGUUCAUACUUUACUGCUCAUACAUGCAGUCCAAAAUCGGUUCAUAAUCGGAUUAUUGCAGUUAGUCAAAAAUGUGAACAGUAUACUCCUUAACGACUUUUUAAGCUCUAACUGGACGGAAUUAGUUUCUCAGGGGGUCCUGGGUAAUUUUCUCUUUUAUGGGGGGUCCUCUGUGAUUUUAUUUCCGUCCAGAACGACCAUGUAUGUGUUUUUCUUAGACAUCCUCUGAGGAAAUUACAGACUGAAUUGUCUACUGUUUUUCGCUGAACUCAGUGGUCCUCCGUUAAUUUUAGUCCCGUCCAGACGCACAUCUCUGAGUUUCAUCACCUCUCGUUUAAUAAAAUAGCUAUUAGUCCACUGCUUCGCACCUUAAUUACACUUUGGCCUUGCGUUUCUGCGGAGAUCCAUGUAAAAACAUAACUGUGAGUGAAAAUGGAGGAGCUACUGAACUUGAUGUCAUGUGACCUAGAAAACAACAAAAAAAAACCUUGGUCCUCCUGUAUUUUCAAAUGCAUUCCAGAUGCAAGAGUUUUAUCACUGUGUAAAAGUGUGAAAUAUUUUACACAGACGUCCCCCUGAGAAACUAAUCCUGUGUGGAUAGGGCUUUAGACUAGAGAGAAAAAAAAAAUCUGAUAAAGUAUCGUUCAACACCUUCAGAGCUGAAACUAAAACUGAAAUUGUUUUAUGUCACGUCUAAUUCUAUGAGAUUAUUGGCUGGUUGCAAAAACAAAAAUCCGGAAAUAUUGCCUGACUCAUGUAAACUCAUGUAAAGUUUUCCCAAUAUCUGAUUACCAAAAUUCUCAGAAAAAUCUGGAUUAACCAGAUAAUGAAGUGCAUGUAAAUGCGUUGAGUCUCUGGUUGCUUUUUUUUUGUGGAGAACUUUUCUAAACUCAAACAUUUGAAAUGUAGUAUCUUACCAAAACACAAAUGGAAAAAUCUCAGUAUUAUUAACCUUAGGGGGACACAAAUCUCCAAAAAAAAGGGAUACAUGUUAAAUCCAGAAAAUUAAACCCAAUAGUUGGCAGUUAUUUGCACUAAACUCUGAACUAUUCUCUGCUGUUUUUUUUUUUUUUGUGCUGAGCUUUACUUCCAAUUCUGUGGAAACUGAAUACAACAAAUAGAUAGAAGCGGUACCAGACCUUUCGUACACUUCAUUAGGAGCUCAUCUCACCUACAGAGAGCUAAAAUAUAUGAUAAUUUGUUGCAAUAAUCAAUAAACCAAGGUUAUAUUGUAUAGGAAAAUUAUAUUAUAGUGUAGAAUUCAUUGGAAAAUCAAGUGGUAUGUAAAUGUUUCAACUAACUCCAAAGAUUAAGGCAUGUUUGGUGUCUGUAGUUUGCUUCUAUAGUUUGCCUGGAGGAUAAUUGGAGACAUAAAAUGGCAUACCCUGUUUUAACUCUGCAACACCACACUACACUCUUCUUAAAAACUAUAGUGCUACAGUAGUUUCUUUUUAGUGAUGCUAAUUUUCUUUAUGAAGCCAAAAGUGAUACUUCUAUGGCGGUGGUUCUCAAACUUUUAAGUGAAACACAACACAAACAUUACAUUUACAUUUAAGUCAUUUCGCUGACGCUCUUUUCCAGAGUGACUUACAAGGUUACUUCCAUUACAGAGUUGGGCCAAUGUAGUGUUGGGAGUCUUGCCCAAGGACUCUUAAUGGUGUAUCACAGUUUAGUCACCCAGACCAGGAAUUGAACCCCAGUCUCUCACAUGAUGUGGUAGCUCAUAAGCAGGCGGUGAUGUCAUCCACUGCGCCACACACGUAAUUAAACAAAGCAAGCUAGAUGUUGCUUCAACAUGUCAUUUAUGCUUUUAUUUCUAUGGUCGAAGGUUUACCAAUAGGUUCUAAUAACCCUAGUCUGUAAUCUAGAAUAGAUGUUUGGUUUUUGUUUCUGGUCAGUGCAGUAUAUCUGCUGAGACGGCUCAAAAAUCUAGUAUAGUCCAGUAUAGUAAACUAAGGGAGUCUUUACACUUCAAGUCCAAAUAGGUCCAAAGGCUGUGCCCUGUUCUGUCCAGCUAUCCAUUGAACCCUAAAACAGGGAUUUUUAAAAAACUUAAAAACCCUAAACACACUCUUAAACCCUAAAACAGGGGUUCUCAACAUGUCUCAGCCCAGGACCCACAUUUUCUCAUGGUCAUUACCAUUACCAGUUACGACCCACUUUUAUAGAAUACAAACCAAAUCAAUGUAUUCUUGAAGAAUAGCCUUCAAAAACCCAUUUAUACCUACAUAUUCACGCAAAGUUAAUUCGAGAGCAAUGUAAAACAAAAUGGAACAUGACAACUAAAUGUAUAAAAUUACUACAACUAAAUUAAAUAUCAAAACUGCACAAAACAAAUGAGGCCACAAAAUUUGAUAUUUCAAUUCUCUGCAUAUCCCUGCAUUCAUAGUAAUUUAGUAAGAAACUCUUUCCCCAAUAAAAAAGACGAAUACAAAAUAUGAUGAGCAUAAAUUAUUUAUCUCAAGAUCAAGAUUCUGGUCCAUGAUGACGUGAUGAUUUCUUAUAUAAUAUGUUCUGGGUCACGUUGUCACUGUGAAUUUCCAACACGAAGGUCCUAGUUAGGUUCUACUGUAUUCAGAGUCAGAGUGGAAAGCUUGGUGUAGGGUAGGAAAAUUCUUAAAUAGCUUGAGGCAUUUAGUAUAAAAUUGGUGUUAACUGGCCUUUAAGUCUCAAAAAUCAUUCACCACACCAUUACACCACCAUGUCCUCCUGAAUUACUAGAUGUGGAGGUGUUCCUAAAAUAAAAAAAAUGUUUAGUGAGUCUAGACUGUAAAGCAAAAGAAGCAAAUUGGAGACACCAAACUGAAACCAGACUGAACUAAAACAACUUAAGUGAAUUCAGCUCCAUUGCAACUCCAUUUUUUAUUUCCUGUCCAGUUGUGGAAAUCUUCCUUUUCAUUUGCAGUUUCUGUGUAAAUGUGUAAAUAAAAUGAGAAAUAUCGACUA